AAGUUUUUAAGAAGUAUCUCAAGGUAUGCAUAUGGGUUUACUUUGCUCGAUUCCGAGCUUCAAGUCGCGGUUUUCACGCGUUGGCGCAUACAAUUGCAUUUGCGACAACAGCGCAUCGCAUUCAACAUGACCGUGCAUCACCACCUUAACUUCUUAUCAUCUAUCUGCCCCUCAUUCGCAUUUAUUCGAGCUGUCGCCCGACCGCACCACCCAACAACCGAUUCCCUAAUUCAGCACGCUUUUACCUUACCACAUAGUCUCCUAUCACUCAAUCUUACGCACGCAUAUCUAUUUAGGCCAAUAGGAACUAACAUACAACUCCAUUAGAACACCAGUCAAAAUGCCAAAGGAAGCGACCAAGCGUGGCAAGGCCGGUAAGGUCGAGAAGAGAAAGGGAAAGAAGGACCCCAACGCACCCAAGCGUGGUCUCUCGGCUUACAUGUUUUUUGCCAACGAGCAACGAGAGAACGUUCGUGACGAGAACCCCGGCAUCUCAUUUGGCCAAGUUGGAAAGAUCCUUGGUGAACGAUGGAAGGCGCUCAACGACAAGCAACGUGCCCCUUAUGAAGCCAAGGCGGCGGCCGACAAGAAGCGAUAUGAAGACGAGAAGCAAGCCUACCAGGCCGAAUCCGAUUAGGCUGGCGGAGAUGAUGAGAGCGAAUAGUAAUGUCCUCUCAUCUUGCCCGCUUGUUGGUCACGAGGUUUCACGACGCGAUGAUUCUGGUCGUGUGGCCUAAGGAGCCUCUUGACCGUGGUAAAUGGCACAAGUUUCCUUUCCAGUCUAAUGCGUAUGGGAUCGGUCGGUGUUGAUGCACAGGGAAAGGGACAUUGUGCUUUAGUUUUCUUUACAUCAUUUUCACUCUGACUGGACCAGAGUUCGGGGAAUUACCCUGGUCCAGUGGCGUUGUCGCAGCUGAUUCAAGCUAGCUAUCUUGCAACGAAGCUCGAAGCUAUCACGUCGGUGCUUCCCAACGCGAUGUAAAAAUAGUUUGCUCUUACCAUCGAAGAGAGUUGUCCUCACUAGUAUUUAGUCCUAGCUGGCCCAUUACUCUAGCUCGUGAUAUAAUGAUUACAGAUACAAUACUG
Daldinia vernicosa is the source of this 1086-nucleotide messenger RNA. RefSeq names its product Non-histone chromosomal protein 6. Bases 341 to 637 code for a protein of 98 amino acids. The transcript has 4 exons. The record is from RefSeq and is a predicted model, not a curated record. NCBI's taxonomy places the organism in Eukaryota, Fungi, Ascomycota, Sordariomycetes, Xylariales, Hypoxylaceae.